UUGAACUUUUCGCAGUGUGUUGCUUCACCUCCUGAACAAGUGAUAGGCGUACUGGAGGAGAAGUUGUCUUUAGUUGUGCCUUCUCUUCGUCAUGGAGUCUCAGGGAUGUUUCUCCCGAGAGGAAAUCAACAGCACGGUGUGGGAAGUCCCGGAGAAAUACACACGGCUCAAACAGAUAGGGACCGGGGCUUACGGCUCCGUGUGCUCAGCAAUAAAUGAAAAGACUAAAGAGAAAGUGGCCAUUAAGAAGCUCCACAGGCCCUUCCAGUCAGAGAUCUUUGCUAAGAGGGCCUACCGAGAGCUCCGACUGCUCAAACACAUGAAGCAUGAAAAUGUGGUAGGACUUCUUGAAGUGUUUACAGCUGCUACAAGCCUUGACGACAUGCAGGACUUCUACCUGGUGAUGCCUUACUUGUUUACUGACCUGUCGAAGGUGCGGGGACAUCUCUCAGAGGACAAAGUCCAGUUUCUUGUCUACCAAAUGCUCUGUGGACUCAGGUAUAUCCACAAGGCUGGAAUCAUCCACAGGGAUCUUAAGCCAGGAAACUUGGCAGUGAACCAAGACUGUGAACUGAAGAUCCUUGACUUUGGGCUCGCUCGCAGCACAGACGCCGAGAUGACGGGCUACGUGGUAACCCGUUGGUACCGGGCACCUGAGGUCAUUCUGAACUGGAUGCACUACACCCAGACGGUGGACAUCUGGUCUGUGGGCUGCAUCAUGGCAGAAAUGAUCAAUGGAAAAACCCUUUUUAAAGGCAAAGACUACAUGGACCAGCUGACUCAGAUCAUGAAAGUGACAGGAGUACCUGGAUCAGAGUUCAUCCAGAAGCUGGACAGCCCAGAGGCCAAAACAUAUAUAAAGGCUCUCCCUCGUUAUCCCAGAAAGGACUUCUCUACAUUGUUCCCCAGAUGCAGUGCAAUGGGUAUUGACCUGCUGGAGAAGAUGCUCGUUCUGGACGGAGACGAGAGGCCCACAGCUGAACUCGCUCUGGAGCACCCGUACUUCGACAGCCUGAAGGACCCAGAUGACUUCCCUGAGCCCAAAGCGUACGACGACAGCCAUGACAACGCCACUCUGUCCCUUGAGGAGUGGAAGCGGUUAUGUUUCAAAGAGGUGAAAAGCUUUGUUCCAUUCCCACGGAGGGACUCCAAGAGGAAAAAUACUCUGACUAUGUCUCCCUGAUCGGAUGAUGCCUGUCUUGUCACUGUACAGCCAAUGGUGCCCUUGUAUAUUACAACCAUGCACUCGCUCUAUUUCUUGUACCCUGGAUUUAUUUCGGUUUUGAGCCAGUGUUCAGUAGAGUGGUUAAAACACUUUUUUUUAUGUGCAAUAGUCUCCUCAGAGUAGAUUGCCCUUUAUGUUACAAACGGGAUCCUUGUAAAUGUUUUUUUGACGAAAUGUCACAGGGUUUACUGUAAGAUUUACUGUAAUAUUGUUUUUUUGUUUUUUAUUCCAAUUAAAGAUGAGAUUAAAUGUGUAUGAAGUUUUGUGUUUGCAGCAGAGUGUAAAUGUUGCUGCCCGAAACAGUAAACAAACUUUCUGUAUGAACUCAUAGGCGACUUAAAAGUUUUUCUUUUAAAAUUCACUGAAUCACCACUGUCAACCGGAAUAUUAAACCAUUGCAGUGUGAAUGAUGCGGAAAUUAACUUGUCCCUUUUUUGUGUUUAUGCUUUUUCAUGUCACAGUCCCGUACAGAAACACUGCAAUGUCUGCAUCAUUACUUCACAUUUACCCUUAAUGAUUAAACCAAAUCUUUUAGAUCUUUCCAGCAUGGUGCUAUGUACUUAACUGAGACAUUUAGAGGCUGCUGUGUGAUCUAUAAUCUGUCUUUAGGGCAGGGCUGGGCAACUGGCAGCCUUGGGGCCACAUGCAGCCCAUCUGCUCACUCAUCGUGGCCAACAAGUCAUUUUCAAAUAUCAAUAAAUUGUAAACAUGAAGAAAACAUUUUUUUUUAAAAAGAUCCGUCAUAAAGGAUUAAAACCUGAGUUGCCAAUACAAAACCAUGCACAAAGACCAAAAGCAUUCAAACAUGAAAAAUAGAAUAUUCUCUGUAAUGAUCUUUAAAAGCUGGUAUUUGGUUUGGUCUUUGAAUAAAUUAUGUGCAUGGCUGUAAAUGUUUCUGUAAAACUUUAUUACAUGCAUUACUGAAUGCAUUUGAAAUUCUUUUUGAAAUGUAGGUAAAUUAUACUGUAAUGUAUAACCAAUAAAUACUCUCUUCAUUGUACUGAAAA
This is a messenger RNA of Labrus bergylta (ballan wrasse), 2232 nucleotides long. RefSeq names its product mitogen-activated protein kinase 13 (gene mapk13). Gene Ontology annotation, biological process: protein phosphorylation; intracellular signal transduction. Gene Ontology annotation, cellular component: cytoplasm; nucleus. Gene Ontology annotation, molecular function: MAP kinase activity; ATP binding. The record is from RefSeq and is a predicted model, not a curated record. NCBI's taxonomy places the organism in Eukaryota, Metazoa, Chordata, Actinopteri, Labriformes, Labridae.